AGUAACUUUGAUUGUCCAGCAGUUUUCACAACACUGUCUCUCUCCUGAGUCAACCAAGUUCCGUGUAGUAUCGCUUAAAACAUGUCUUAUAAACCAGUAACACACGUGCUUUUUGAUAUGGAUGGAUUAUUAUUAGACACAGAGAGGUUGUACACAGUUUCAUUCCAGGAAGUCUGUGACAGGUUCAAUAAGCAGUAUACAUGGGAAGUGAAGUCCUCUGUGAUGGGCAAGAAAGCUUUGGAGGCAGCCAGGAUCAUAAGAGACAAAAUUGAUCUGCCCAUGACCCCCGAAGAGCUCCUGGAGGAGACCAGAAAAAUUCAGGAGCAAUUAUUUCCCACGGCCUCUUUAUUGCCAGGUGUAGAAAAGCUCGUCAAGCAUUUACACCAGCAUGACAUUCCUAUUGCUGUUGGCACAAGCUCAGCAGGUCUAACCUUUGAGAUGAAGACCAGCCGUCAUAAAGCAAUCUUCAGCCUCUUCAGUCACAUUGUACUUGGAGAUGAUCCUGAAGUAAAGAAUGGCAAGCCACACCCUGACAUUUUUGUGGUUUGUGCCAAAAGGUUCUCUCCCCCAGCCAACCCUGAACAGUGCCUGGUAUUUGAAGAUGCUCCAAAUGGUGUAAAGGCGGGUCUGGAAGCUGGAAUGCAGGUGGUCAUGAUCCCAGAUGAUAAACUGGACCGUAGCCUCACCCAAGAGGCUACCUUGCUGCUUAGAAGCAUGGAAGAGUUCAGACCAGAACUUUUCGGUCUCCCAGCCUACCCGUAAAGACAGUAAUCAGCACAGAGAUUUAAAUCCCAAUACGAUAUAUCUUGUGAAUUUUUGAAAACAAAAAAUGAAUCAGGCUGCAGUGUAGCUCCUGCAAUCAAAAACAGGACAAACUAAUCUCAAGCAAUAUUUCUGUCAGCCAUGGAUUUGCUGUUCAGGAAGUUAACAGAAUGCUGAUUGUUUCACAACUCUGGAUCUCUUUUCUUUGAUCAUCCGAAUAACACAAAUUUUGAUUAUGCCGCUCAAUUAUACUCAUUCAAACCAUUAGGCCAUAAUGACAUUUUUCAUUUCAACCAAUUACAGGGUGUAAUUUUCUUUCUUUCUUACAUUUUUUUAAUUGUAUUUUUUCAUCCAAAUACAGAUGUCUUGAGUGUUUAUGCUUGUGUCUUUGUGUAAUUAUCUAAUUUGGUGCAGCUUUCAAGCUCACAACUUUCUUGUUUCUCGUCAUGGUUUAAAUUUACAGUAAGUGAUGGUAUACCAUUCCCGUUCUCCAGCCAUGUUUUCUAUUAGUAUUACCUUUCCGCUUUGCAGAGUUCUUUUAAAAUACCAAAGAGAUUUUUGAGUUUGAACCAAGUGGCGUAAUCCAAUAAAAGGGAACCGAGA
Molecule: messenger RNA, 1365 nt
Organism: Carassius carassius (crucian carp)
Lineage: Eukaryota; Metazoa; Chordata; Actinopteri; Cypriniformes; Cyprinidae
Product: pseudouridine-5'-phosphatase-like
Exons: 4
Coding region: 82-762 (226 amino acids)
Molecular function (GO): phosphatase activity
Source: RefSeq, a predicted model, not a curated record